AUAAAAUCAUAAAACAAUAAAAUAAAAAAAUAUUUAAAUUACUAAAUAUUUAGUAUAAAUUUAAAGUAGGCUGAAGUAAAAUUAAAAAAAAAAACAGGUACUAAAUAUUUAAUAUAAAUAAAAAAUAAAAGAAUUAAAUAUAAAUAAUAGAAUAUAAAUUUAAAAUGAAAAAAUCAACUCUUAAAAAAAUUAAAUUUAAAAAAACAUUCUAGUGGUAAAAUACUUAGUAUAAAUUUAGAGUAUUCUCAAAAAAUGAGAGAUAAUAAAAAUUGCAUACGAAAAAAGCGAAUCGCGUCAGCGGUUCAUUGCCAAAAGUUUGUUGUCAUCACAGUUGGUUGCUUGCAAAAAAUGUGCGACAUUAGCGACGCUGCUGCGGUAAACCGGAGCAGCCACGCGUACGAUUUCCUUUACGUUAACCGUCACAACAACAACUUCGCACCCCCUGGCACUGCCUAUUUCCGCUUCACGUACAUACGUGUGUAUGUACGUAUGUAGACACCGGAUGUCAAUGCUGACAGAGUCACCAAGAACGCUGCUGCUGUUGCUGCAGCUGCAUUUUAACACACACUCACAUCCAUACCAACAUUUACAUACACAUACACAUGUAUAUGCACUGCGGCGUGACGCUUUCAUUUUGCGGCAAUAAAUAAAUUUUCUGCGCCACAGGAGCCUAGCAAAGCCCAACAUUAAGGCACAUGACGCCAAGCGCUAGGAAAUACUCGUAAGCAGAUGAGCAGCGGUCGAAAGCGGGCGUUGAGGGGUAUCAACAAUGAAAUUCAGCGGAAAGUGACCAUUUUUGGCGGCAACUUAACAUUUUGGCUAAAGUUGAUGAGCUGAAACAACAACAAAUGUAAAAAAGAAAAUGACAGAAAAUUGGAAUCAAACACAGCACUUCGACUCGGGCACAAAUUUACUCUUACAUGCUUGCAUACAUACAUACAUGCAUAAGUUCAUACAUACAUAUAUACAAACACACAUACAUAAAAGUGCUUGUAUGAAAAAUAAACGCAGACUAAAAACUGCACGGCAGACUGUGGAGGGCAGACGUUAGGCGACAACCGUCAGGCGACACUAGUAGAGCGCAGAGCGGUUAGCAACUGUAUUGACAUACGAAGCUGCAUACAUAAAUACAUAUAUAUACAUACAUAUGCAUUUAGCUAUUUUUGCGGAUUGGCACUUGCACAACCAACACUGCGAUGGUGAAAUUUUUUGGUCUUCCUUUAUUGAUUUUUUUUCGGUUUUUGGUAUUGUUUUUUUGCUUUGUAAAUUAAAAAUAUUUCACGCCAAACAAAUUAUUAUUAAAUCAACAUUUUAGUUUAUGGCACUAUGGCCAACUUGACAUAGCCAAUGCUGUUUGUGCCUCCGCAUUUAAAACGGCUGCUGCUGCUGGGCGGAGUCAGUUGCCUCUGAAGCCACGAACAAACAACAACCAACUGGCAUUUCCGGCCACCAGUCAAAAAACGUUAGUUCUCGUAUUACAUUUUUAUGAAAAAAUAGAAAAUUAAAAAUGAAUUGAAAAGUCACUUGAUAAUUAAACGCCAAGCAGCAGUGAAAAAUUUGUGCAAAUAAAUAACAAGGACACCUUCAGGAGCGUGCCGUUUUUUAACAAGUGCGUGCGUGUCCGCUGCAGCGCUCGCUUUUACAUGCCUCGUUUCGUAAUUGCGCGCAUUUUGUGCAACCGAUUAACACAACAACAACAUCUACCAAAGAAAAAAAGCAUAGAAAAAAAUAUGCGCGCAGAAACUCUUUGUCUGAAUUUGAGCAGGGACUAAUUUUCGAAUGGAGAGGGAAGGCCCUUCAAUGCGAAAGGGUGCUCCAAAAUUAGAAAGAAGCAAAGCUGUAGUUCUGCAUCUGUACCAAGAAAAGUAGUAGUCCACCAAAACUUAGCGCUAGAGAUAUUCGGGAAAUCAAAAGUUAAGUUAGGAGGAGAAAUGGCUCAACAUGGAGGGACCUACGAUUCAACAGCGUUUAAAAUCGUACAAUUGCACUAGGAAAAUUGACACUGAGGCCAACUUAUGAUGCACAGAGAUUAGUCCCAUUUUUGGUUUAAUGGCUCCGUUACUAAGAAAAAUUGCCAUAUUUGGGCUGAAGAAUAACCCAUAGCCAUUCUAGAACAGCUACUUUAUCCACUGAAAACAACCAUUUGGUGCGGCCUAUGAGCUGGAGAAAUCAUCGGCCCAUAUUUCUUCAAAGACGAGGCUGGCCCCAUGGUAAGCGACUUUUUGAUACUGGAAAUUGAAGCCCGUGGUCUCCACAACAUUUGCUUCCGACAACAUUUGGUUACUGCGUCGCCGUUUCGGUGAAGAAUUUGUCGCUCGUCUAGAACCAGAGAUCCAGUGUGGAGUCUAAAUCGUUUGUGGACAAACUAGCUUCGAUUGAGAUAUUGGAAGCCAACACUACUGAAGUUAUUCCCGAGAUUCCGACCGAAGUCGUCCAGCGAGUCAUUUAAAAUCAGUGUUUACGGAUGGCCGAAUUACAGCGCAGUUGCGGACAUUGAAAGGGACUAUCUUUAAAAAAUAAAUGUCAUAAAUGGCUCUACAAAAAAAAUAACUGUUAUUUUAUUUCAAUUUCUAUUUCAGAUACCUCUAAAUGGAUCACCUUUUAGAACUUCUAAACGAAGUAUCUACUACCUUUUUCGAUGAUAACUUCAAUGAGGAAUGGAUUUUUCAGCGCGAGAGCGCAGCUACUCAUACUUCCAAAGAAUUAAAAGAGUUUGCGGCAGUGAAAAAAAAAACAAAUUUAGAAUGGCCAGAAAUGGCUGGUGGAGAGUAUUCUAACUUUGCAUGUAGCUACAAUGACAGAGGGGAGCAGCGCUGGUUACUACAAUAUGAACUCCACAAUUUGGCCUAGUAGUGAGCGCUUGCCGAACCAAAAAUCAAAAAUCAUAAUCAAAUCAUAUCAAAGCAACAAUCGCAACAUAGAAUAAAAUUCCAAAAAAGCAAAACAAAAUGUCGACUUCUGUACAAAAUUUUAACAAACCCGCAACUGUCGUCGACUGCACAGCGGUCAUCUUACCUACCGCCGUUGCCUCCAGCUCUGCUAUCCAGCAGCUCUCAUCCAUUUCGCUAAUGCUCGAGUACGACAUUGACAACACAUUGAAUACCAUCAAAGAAAGUGGUACCCAUCUGAUACACCAACAACAGCAGCACCAAAAGAAUAUCAAUCAACUGCCGGCAAUUCACAUAAAACGGCAAUCAGCAACAACGACCGCUGCAAAAGAUGCUACGGCGACAACACAACAUGGCGACAAUAUUACAUCGGAAGAUUUAAAAGAUAUUAAACCCGUGCUGCCACCUACACCGCCAGCUACGCCAAAUCUGACAAACACUGCGCGCAAACGCUGGAAGAUUUUGGCUAAAGUAUUGCGCAAGGACUCAGAGGAGACGGUCUCCUCGUCGGGCGAGGAGUUUGGCGAAGAGCAAACUGCCUCGGUGCGUCGAUUUAAGUCAUUCGAUUUGUUGCGUCAGGACAGCUUUGAAGAUCACAUGACACUGAAUUGCUUAGGCAAACCGGAGAAUUGGUACAAGUAUAGCGUGUUGCUCGACGGAGAUGGUCAGCAGGAGUUUACUGUGAAUAUACAUCACGUGGAGCGCCAGUUGACCGCUAGCGAUCUGAUGGGGUUCAACAAUACCGGCAACAUUUGUGUGUGGCCCUCGGAGGAGGCUUUAACCGCCUAUGUGCUGUCUAAUGUGGGCGCGUAUAGUGACAAAUGGAUACUGGAAUUGGGUGGCGGCUUUACAUGUCUGGCUGGGCUGAUGCUGUCCAAGUACGCCAAGCCGUAUGCGGUACAUCUUACCGAUGGCAACGAAGUGUCGGUGGAGAAUGUGAAGAAGACUGUGUGCUUGAAUGAGCUCUCCUGCUAUACAAAGUGCUCGGUGCUUAAGUGGGAGGAUGUGGAGGCGCGCGUAGCAGCUGAAGCUGGAAAAUUCGAUGUAAUACUCUCCGCAGAUUGUUUGUUCUUUGAUGAAGCGCGUUCCUCAUUGGUAGGGACAAUUUGGUAUUACCUGGCGCCCAGAGGUGAGGCGGUAAUAAUGGCACCAAGGCGCGGCAAAACGAUGGCAAUGUUUGUGGGCGAAUGUACGCGUCGGGGAUUCGAAGUGGACAUAGCACAGCGUUAUAAUGAUACCAUAUGGAAGCGACAUGAAGAUUUAAUGACAUCGUCCGAAUUGUAUGACGAGGAUUUGCAUUAUCCGGUGCUGCUGCGAUUGCGCAAGUCCAUAAUAAACACUUUCGACUGAAAGGCGAGCAAUUGAAUAAAUGUAGAAGAAAAGAAAAUAUUUUACAAUUACAACGUUAGGAACCAAUUUUGUAUUAUUCCAAUGAUUCCAAGCGCUAAUUCCGGAUAAAUGAAAAAAUAACUAAAUGUAUUAUAGAAAUUUGUAUAUCGAACAACAGUUUGUACAUUUUUGUCGCGCUUUUAGGCGCGCAAACAAGAUGGUAAAUGCUUUAAAAUAAAUAGUACACAAGUUCAAAUAGCUUUCCCCACUAAAAUGUAGGUACUUGAAAAAACUUGACUCAGUAGUAUAAGAUUUCAUGGCUUUCAUUGCUCAUUUGAUUCCAAAAGGCAAGAAAGCCACGACUCUCAGUGGCAUGAAAUGUGAAAGUAUCCUUUACGAGGUACAUAAACUGGUGUUAGCACCCAUGCGGAGACUCAUGUGGAUAUCAUUCUCAGCAAGUGAAGCAGUUUAAAUUACUUAUAAAAUUUAUGUCUUGCUUUAAUUGAAGUAAACUGCUUAUUUACUAAAAGUAAAUUAGUAGAAAUAAUAUUACAUUAACCUUUACUUGCAUACUUACAUAUGUUCAAAUAUGUCUUUUUCGUUUUUUGAAGUAGGCCACACAUCCUUAUGUUGAAUCCUAGUACCAACGAGAGUAUUAUUUUUUGCGUUACCUUGUAGAUUUACAGACAUACAUACAUAAGUAUACACAAAUGUGGUUACGUUGUUAGAAAAAUGGAUUUAGGGUAGUUUGAGCUAAUCAAGAUAUAGCUCGGAUAUUUUUAUUUUUAUUUCUAUUCCUGCUUUUAUUUUUAUAAUUUUUAAGUAAACAAAAUAAAGUUACGAGUACACAAAUACACGAAAUAAAAGUAGUUUCUUAUACAAAUCCACAAGUAAGGUAUCUAUCAGCUGACUCCCUAAUGAAGCACAGAGUGCAGUGCAUUCAAUGUCCUUCACAAAACUCAAAGGAGCAUUUAUUAAAAGUGGUGGCACUAGAUCAAAAACAAUGUUUUUUUACACAAAGUAUUGGCAAAAGUGGAAAACAUUAAAUGAAUUCGCCUUAUUUUAAAUUCAGUUGUUUAACGAUACCACCUUUAAUAGAUUCGCCUUGAAUACAAUAUGUAAAAAAUAUCAAAAAGCAAGUGUUAAAAAUUAAUAAAUAAAAUAAAUCUAUUCAGUUUACAUUUAUUUUUAAAUCACAAAUGUUUGAUCAUUUUUAUAUUGUGUCGUUUCCUCGAGAAAAUGUUACCCUUCCACGGUUCAAUGUUGCACUCAACCCCUAAUAAGACAUAUUUUUGAGGUUUGCCUUUCGACCUCAUAUUAUUUUAUAGGCAAAAUAGAGCUGGGUUGGAAUGAGCGUAUAGGUAUGUCUUUCUUUUGAAUAAUCCAGCCGAGAUUUCUCCAAAUUAUUCGCGCUAAAGCGUCACAUUCGAGAAAGAGGUGGUGGUGUAAAGCACAAAAUAUGCCAUUUUGAUACACCACUUGCAGAACCACUGCUUUUUAUUAGUUGAACUAUCAUGAUUUGACUAUGAAUCCCCUGUAUCGUCUAUUUUAUUUUCUGCAAUUUCUUUCAACCAUCGAGAAUUCCAUCAGCAUUCUAUUUUGUACAGCAACCAUACUCUGCUCGUGGCUUUCUUAACAACUCGUCAGAUUUGGAUUUGUUGAAAUUGGCCCACGUUUGUUUAGUGAUUUUUCAGGUAUUCAUGUUAGUCCAUUUGUCAAGAGCAGGCUACUGGAAUAGCGAGAAGAUCUCCCUUUUGCGCACGCCUUGGGGACGGCCUAUUGGGGACAUCUUAAUAGGAUGUGCUUCGGUAUAGGAUGCCCCCUGUCUUGCCAGUUCAUCAGCUUUUUCAUUUUCUUCUAUGUUUCUAUGGCUAGGUACCCAGGUGAGAUUGGUUUCUGUCAUGCGCGCUAAAGCAUUAAGUUCUAUUUGCACUGUCUGACGAUUUUUUGGUGUGCUGUAGUCUCCGGACACUGGUCGCAGAAGCGACAUGAGUCAGUGGACCAUAUCAAAAUCCUUCGCAGUCAGCCAUGGUCUGUGAGAAUGACAGUGGGCAUUCUCGGUUUAUCCUUAGGGAGGGUUAUGAGUUUCCUAAACCUAUUAUACACCCAGUAAGGACGUCGUCUAGUAUCCACAUAAUGUGAUAUCAGCUAAUAUAUUUUAGGCUUACCUCUUCACUCCUGAGCUUCUUCUAGAUAAUGUGUUGUCUCAUAGCAAGGAAGAGCUUGGGUCCUACUAGUAACGAGGCCGUGGGCGCAGGCAUCCGCAGUGAGAGUAUGUAUCUCUCUUUGUCUGGCACACUCACUUCUUAAUAUUAACGUUUCAAAUAGUCAGCUGAUUUUCAGUUUGGCUCUGACAGAAAACAAUAUGCUCGCCAACCAAUUGAUUCCAGAUAUAAUAAAACAAAAAAACAUUAAAUGAAUAAUGGUGUGGGAAUGUUCGAAAGAAGGAUUAGGUCCAAUGUUAUGGAUAAAAGGCAAAAUAUGGGCGGUGGCCUAUGUAAGAAUACCGGAUGGGAGUUUACGCAGGAUAGCUAUACCAAGCAUUCAUCAAAAUUAGGAAAGCAAGGAAGGAAAAAGUUAAUGAAGAAUGGCUAUCGCAGUCUCCAGACUUAAAUGUAUGUCAUCUGUCUGUGAGCAGAGAUAAACUUAGGCAGGAAUUUCUGGAAUGACCGAAUUGCCAAUCUGAGCGACAGUCAGGCAACCCUCAAGGCUCUAUCAACCUGUGAGAUUAAGUCCUCACUGGUUCUAGAGUGUAUCGAAAAACUGAAUCUGUUAGGAUGCAUGGCUAUUCUCUCAGAUCACUGUAGACUGCACAGCACAUGAUCGUGAUGUGGUACACUGAUUCUUGUCGUUUCUGCGUCCAAUCCCAGGAGACUUCAAUGGACACUCUCGGAUGCAGCGCUAUAAUGAGGAGAAGAUUCAGCCAUCUCGGCCAAUUGCAGUCAAAAGAAAGGUACAUACGCUUAAUCCGACCCAGUUCUAUCUUGAGUUUAAUAAGGGAACUGAGUCUAGAUGAGUUACUGUGAUGAGUAGAGGGCAAAAAAAGACCACAAGGUUGAAGCGCAAACCUCAAAUCAAUCUAUGCCUAUGUUUAAUUUGCAAUAACUGCAAUGAGUGCUUAGACUUGUGAGGCAUAAAAUGUAGGCAGUUUUCAAAAUUAAAAAAAAAAAAUGUUAACAAUUACAUGAAAAUAUUUGUUUCUAUUAUAUUUUUCAAUAG
Anastrepha ludens (Mexican fruit fly) is the source of this 7436-nucleotide messenger RNA. RefSeq names its product calmodulin-lysine N-methyltransferase. The transcript is spliced from 6 exons. Gene Ontology annotation, molecular function: calmodulin-lysine N-methyltransferase activity. Lineage: Eukaryota; Metazoa; Arthropoda; Insecta; Diptera; Tephritidae. The coding region runs from base 2949 to 4238 and encodes 429 amino acids. Gene Ontology annotation, cellular component: cytoplasm. The record is from RefSeq and is a predicted model, not a curated record.